Ochotona princeps (American pika) is the source of this 896-nucleotide messenger RNA. It is a transcript of the gene RAB20, whose product is annotated as RAB20, member RAS oncogene family. Gene Ontology annotation, biological process: intracellular protein transport. Gene Ontology annotation, molecular function: GTPase activity; GTP binding. Gene Ontology annotation, cellular component: endomembrane system. The record is from RefSeq and is a predicted model, not a curated record. Lineage: Eukaryota; Metazoa; Chordata; Mammalia; Lagomorpha; Ochotonidae.
GGCCGCCAGGAGUCCGAGCUGCGGGGUGGCCCCGGGAGGAAGCCCCCGGGGCGGAGCGGGAGCCGCAGCGCAGGGCUGGUGGGGGGCGCAGGGGUCCGGGCGUCCGGGGGGUGGCUGCUCCACUCUCGGGCGGGGAGCAAGAUGCGCAAGCCCGACGGCAAGAUCGUGCUGCUGGGGGACAUGAACGUGGGCAAGACGUCGCUGCUGCAGCGCUACAUGGAGCGGCGCUUCCCCGACACGGUCAGCACGGUGGGCGGCGCCUUCUACCUGAAGCAGUGGCGCUCUUACAACCUGUCCAUCUGGGACACAGCAGGGCGGGAGCAGUUCCACGGCCUGGGGUCCAUGUACUGCCGGGGGGCCGUGGCCGUCAUCCUCACGUAUGAUGUCAAUCAGCUGCAGAGCCUGGUGGAGCUGGAGGACAGGUUCCUGGGCCUGACGGACACGGCCAGCAAGGACUGCCUCUUCGCCAUCGUGGGGACCAAAGUGGACCUGAGCAGCGAGGCGGGGGAGAGCCGGGAGCAGGUGGCCGCCGAGGGCGGGGCCCCAUCCAGGGCACCCAAGCAGGUGCGGCUUGAGGAUGCGGUGGCCCUGUACAAGAAGAUCCUCAGAUACAAGAUGAUGGAUGAGAGGGACGCGCCGGCCGCCGAACAGAUGUGCUUCGAGACCAGCGCCAAGACGGGCCACAACGUGGACCUGCUCUUCGAGACCUUGUUUGACAUGGUGGUGCCAGUGAUCCAUCACCAGAGGGCAGAGGGGCCGGCCCAGACCGUGGACAUUGCCAGCUCUGAGCCCGCCCGACGGACCAAGGCGGGCUGCUGCGCCUGAUCUGCCCCGGGAGCCCCAAGGGCAGGGCGAGCGGGUGGUGAUGGCUGUCUGUGGCGAGGAGCUGGGAACCC